Molecule: messenger RNA, 5029 nt
Organism: Pseudonaja textilis
Lineage: Eukaryota; Metazoa; Chordata; Lepidosauria; Squamata; Elapidae
Source: RefSeq, a predicted model, not a curated record
AAACAAAGCGUGGUUUUUUACGGAGCGGUGAUCGCUUGUAAGGAGCCCGUGGACGUUUUUGUUUUCUGCACUCCCCCCCCCUCCCCCGUUACUUUCUCCCUACCUGCCAAGCGUGGCGAAGAUGUUUUUUGCUGGUCGGUAUAUGUCUCCAAGGAAACGAUCGUCCUCGCAGUAGCCGGUGGAAUGAGCGAGGUAAGCAACACAAAUAAGAAGUCGCUUCCUGUAAUGAUGCUGAAUGUUCUGUUUCCUGACGCAUCUGUUGUCAGCAGGGAGUGUUCGUGUUGGAUUCCUUGUUCACAUCCUCGCUGACAACAUAUCGCCAUGAAUAAGCAACUUUUUAUAGUUGCUGGUAUUCUGGUACAUUGUGUGUUCCUGAUCUCUAUCUUUGACAUUUAUUUCACCUCUCCUCUGGUCCAUGGAAUGACUCCUCAUCAAAUUCUGCUGCCGCCACCUGCACAACGCUUAGUACUGUUUGUUGCGGAUGGGCUACGUGCAGAUUCACUAUAUGCGUUGGACGGUAGUGGCAAUUCUAAUGCACCUUUCCUUAGGAAUAUCAUAGCUUCAAAAGGCAGUUGGGGAGUAUCUCAUACUCGUGUUCCAACAGAAUCUAGACCUGGGCAUGUUGCUCUAAUAGCUGGAUUUUAUGAAGAUGUCAGUGCUGUUGCCAGAGGAUGGAAAGAAAAUCCAGUGGAAUUUGAUUCUAUUUUCAAUGAAAGUAAAUAUACUUGGAGCUGGGGAAGUCCAGAUAUUCUUCCUAUGUUUGCUAAAGGUGCUACUGGUGAUCACGUUUACACCAACUGCUAUAAAGCUGAAAGAGAAGAUUUUGCAGCUGAAGAUGCCACUAUACUGGACACUUGGGUUUUUGACCAGGUUAAGGAUUUCUUCAACUCGGCUAAAAACAAUGAAACAUUGUUUUCUAAACUUCAUGAACAAAAAAUCAUUUUCUUCCUGCACUUAUUAGGAUUAGAUACAAAUGGUCAUGCUCAUCGGCCUCAUUCAAGGGAAUAUAAGAACAAUAUCAGGAAAGUUGAUGAAGGUAUACAAGAAAUUGUUUCAGUGGUUGAGGGCUUCUAUGGAAAUGAUGGCAACACGGCCUUUAUCUUAACUUCUGACCAUGGAAUGACAGACUGGGGGACUCAUGGAGCAAGUCAUCCAUCAGAAACAUUAACACCCCUAAUUGCUUGGGGAGCAGGAAUCAAAUAUCCUCAGAUGGUUACCUCACAGCCAUAUGAAGACACAUUUUUAAAAGAAUGGAAGCUGGAGAUGUGGAAACGCCAAGAUGUGAAUCAGGCUGACAUUGCACCACUGAUGGCUUCCCUUAUUGGAGUUCCUUUUCCUCUGAAUUCAGUGGGUGUUUUACCUCUUGAAUACUUGAAUAAUACUGCCCAAUUUAAGGCAGAGAGCAUGCUUACCAACGCUGUCCAGAUUCUUGAAAAAUUUAAGGUUAAGAUGGCUCAGAAGAAGAAAACUACAUUAUCAUUCUUGUUUUCACCAUUCAAGUCUCUCUCUGAAUCAGAGCAAAUUGAUAUUCUGAGAAAAACAAGGAUAUCUAUUCAACAUGAGAAAUAUGAGGAAUCUAUAUCCCUUUGUAGAAAGCUGAUUAAUCUUGCUUUAGAUGGGCUCUCUUAUUACCAUACAUAUGACAGAUUUUUCCUUGGCUUGAGUAUCACCAUGGGUUUUGUAGGCUGGACAUUUUAUGUGAUUCUGAUUAUAAUAAAAUCAGAUACAAGCAUGACCAGUGGUAUAACAAAAAAUAAGGUGCCUGAUAAGUUUUUCCAAUAUGGGUUUGCAGCUAUUGGAGUUUUGAUAGCCUUGUUUCUCUUCAUUCAAAGCUUGCCUUGGACCUACUACAUAUAUUGCCUAUUACCAGUCCCUGUAUGGUAUGCAGUUUUAAAAGAAUACCCUGUUAUCCAUGUAUUGAUCAGAUUUCUCUUGAAUGUUCAGCGGGCUCAAUUUUCUGGAUUCCUAGUAAUAUAUGCCGUGGGGAUUGAAAUAUUAGUUUUCUCCUUCUUCUAUCGCUCCACUCUCACUUUUGGCCUGAUUGUCUUUUCUGUGUGGCCUGUGGUCAUUCGACUGUGGAUCCAAGCAAAGGCAACAGUGCUAAGAUGGAUUCUCUCGUGUUUACUCCUGGCAAUCUUUCCCUUGAUGCCUGUGAUAGGAAGAGAAUCAAAUGUCUCUUUAGUAACAGCAGCUGGCCUGCUAAUUAUAUUGAUAGCUUUGUCCUACCUAGUGACAUUUUUUCGGAGGAGCAAAAAUAAAUAUUUGCAUCAUAAAGAUCUCCAAAUAUAUCUAUUUCAGUUGCUGAGUCUGGUGGCAUCAACAUACAUUGUGAACAGUACUCAUAGCAGUCUUCAGAGCAAACAAGGAUUGCCUAUAAUAAAUCAAGUUAUCAGCUGGAUGACAUUGGUUUCAUCCUUGAUAGUGCCACUCCUGAGUCCCACUUUUCUGUUCCUGAGGCUGUUGAGCAUACUACUUUCUCUGAUGUCAACUUAUCUUCUCCUUAGCACCGGGUAUGAAGCUCUCUUCCCUCUGGCGUUGGCUUUGUUGAUGUUUGUGUGGAUAGACAUGGAACAAGAAACAAUCCAACAGUAUGGAAUUUCAUUUAAACCUAAGCUUGCUGCUCUCAGCUUUUCUUACACUACAGAUACACCCCAGUUUCGACCACUUCAUGUGGAUGACAUCAGGAGGGCUUUUUUCUUUGUUUUUUUCAUAGUGACGGCCUUUUUCGGCACAGGAAAUAUAGCUUCUAUUAACAGCUUUGAUCCAACCUCGGUAUAUUGCUUCUUGACUGUGUUCAGCCCUUUCCUGAUGGGAGGCUUGCUAUUGUGGAAGAUUGCAAUCCCCUUUGUUCUUGUGUCAUGUGCAUUUGAAGCUAUUCAAGUCACAACCCAGCUAUCAUCUAAAAGGCUUUUUCUCAUUGUUCUUGUGAUUUCAGACAUUAUGGCUUUGCACUUCUUCUUUCUGGUUAAAGAUUACGGAAGCUGGCUAGACAUUGGAACAAGUAUUAGCCAUUAUGUCAUUGUGAUGUCCUUCACUAUUUUCCUGAUGCUUUUAAGUGGAGUGGCUCAGCUGCUCACUACAAAGAGACUGGAGCUUUGGGAAGGAACUAAACGCCAUUCAUUGUGACAAAUUAUUGAAGGACUUGUAUUGAUAGAAUCUUCAUUCUUUCAAGAGACAGACAGAAUUAUGAAAUUGGCUUCUAGAGACUCCUGAAGAACUUGAUGCAGAAGAACACGAAGUAACUUGUCAUCUUUUCUCUAUGGAAUUAAAUUUUCUUCCUUCUUUUUCCUUCAAAGGAACUUCUGGUUUCAAAGUGAACAACUACUAUGUACAACCUUGCUUAUUGUUAAGGGUAAAUGCUGUGCUUGUGUUUACAAAAGGGACUCAAAAGGAUGAUAGGAAGAUGAACUUUGUUUUAUUGGUUUCUCUAGAAGGCAAGACAAUUAGUUUCUGAGCUGCUAACAAGCUAAGUAUUGUGCCAACUUUUGGAACAAACAAUAGAGAGAUAAAUUUUUGCUGUGAUAUAUGGCAGACUUUUCACUUUGGAAAUUCAAAUCAGGUUUAAAGAUGUAUAUUUUGGAAUGAGAUCGAAACUUUAAAGGUACUUUUUUAAAUUGUGUGUGUAUGAAUGGAAUUUCCAUUUUAAGAUGCAGACUAAUUAUAUUUGUUUGCUGCUAUUGCUUUCCAUCUCUUUUUAUAAAACAUACAAAAAUAGUUUUCAUCAUACACGGAUGAUGUAUUAAUAUUUGUCUUAUUUUAAUCUCACAACUGCUUCAUUUGCUCAAGGCCACUCUGAGGAAUUGUCUUAGCAAAUACUGAAAACCAGCUCUACCUGUUCAAACUCUCUUUGUAACCAUCAAACAAACUAUAUACCUACCAACUAAACCAGUUGAACUAUUUAGAAAACCAGUUGGUUGCUCAAGUUAUGUGCUUGAGACCAUAUUUGCUGAACACCAGGGCAAGGAGUUCAUUUUUAUAACAAAUGUUUUCAGUAGUAGCUGUUCAGUUAAAACUUAUCCUCCGCUCUCAUACAAAUAUCAGUUGGAUAAGAGCUGUGUGAGAUUGUUUCACAGCCACUGCUCAGCACAGGAGCUGAAUUUGUUUCUCUUUCAGUAUAAUUUAGCUUUUGCUACUGUGGUGCCUUCUUGAAUAAUUUGAAGCAUUGACUGGAAAAUGCUUCCCAUGCUCUCAGACAGAGGCUUUGUCCUGAUCUUUCUAAUCAUCUUUGUCCUGAUCCUUUUAAUUCAAUAUAUUCAGCAAUUGAAUUGAGAGUCUUCUGCAGGGAAAGCCUGUAGUAUACCACUGAGCUACAAUUUGCUCAGUAUGAAAUCAGCCAUUCUCUACAAUUACACAUUUGAGCUAAAAAGUCCAGGGCAAUACAAUACUGCACUGUAGUACAUUGCUGGGGGAAUAGACAUGCAAGUGCAUAUAGCUCACGAAAGCCAUCAUUAUUCAGACUUCUAAUUUGUCAGUAAAAAUAAUGGUGUCCAUGAGAGAUUAUACUGUAGCGUAGGAGCCUGCCAUAAUUAUAAGGAACUGGGGAAAAAAUCUAUGAAACGCGCACACCAUGGUAGCUGUCAAAACUGGAACAUAUCAGCAACCUGUUCAUCCUGAAAACUGCUGUAGCUCUCCAGCCUCUUGGCUCUAUGUCAGUAAAACUCUAGAAUCCAGCCACCCCAAUAGGAGUAUCCAUUUGAUAGUAGACAAAAGCAUUGAUUUGUAUCCUUGAAAUGGGGGAAAUAACAUGUCAAAAAAAAAAUACUAGAAAAAUUCAUCUGCCAGGAGCUGGCAAGGUCAAGAAAUUUGAUCCAAGGUUUGAAAAAAAUGUUUUCGAACAUGUAGAGAGGCAUGAAUCUGUUGCCUUCUCUCUUCAACUGCCAUACAACCUCAGAAAAGAUGAUUUUUGUUCAAAUGGCGGCCAAUAGAUGCUGUAUUUGUCUUGCUGAGCACCUUUUUUGACUUCAAAUUCCAUGUGCGCCAUACACCUUUAAUAAUCAGUAUUGCUGCAUUGGUUAAGCACUGGAAAAGC